Alligator mississippiensis (American alligator) is the source of this 2150-nucleotide messenger RNA. It is a transcript of the gene PHOX2B, whose product is annotated as paired like homeobox 2B. The record is from RefSeq and is a predicted model, not a curated record. Bases 348 to 1220 code for a protein of 290 amino acids. Gene Ontology annotation, biological process: regulation of transcription by RNA polymerase II. Gene Ontology annotation, molecular function: RNA polymerase II transcription regulatory region sequence-specific DNA binding; DNA-binding transcription factor activity, RNA polymerase II-specific. The transcript is spliced from 3 exons. NCBI's taxonomy places the organism in Eukaryota, Metazoa, Chordata, Crocodylia, Alligatoridae.
AGAGAUGCAGGAAUCAGUGAUAGGGAGGUUGGACAGCUCGGUCCCCCAGUGCCAGCCCAAUAGACUGAUGAGUUAUUGUCAUGUAAAAAGCGCCAGCAAUAAGACCAACCGCUUUGCUAUUGUCCAAGUGGAAAGAGCCAAGUUUAUUAUGAGGACUAUAUGCUCUAGAGACCUCAGGCAAGGCAUCUCAUAGGAGGCUUUUUCAUAAAACUAGACUCUGCUGGUAGUAAGGAGGCCACUUUCGAAGCAGGCGUUGAGCUGUGCACAUCUCCCCACCACAGGCACCUUCUCCUUAUCCAGCUUUUAUUUCAGUUUUCCACUUGGCUGAGCCAUCCAGAGCCUUUUCAAUGUAUAAAAUGGAAUAUUCUUACCUCAAUUCCUCUGCCUACGAGUCCUGUAUGGCUGGGAUGGACACUUCAAGCCUGGCUUCAGCUUAUGCUGACUUCAGUUCCUGCAGCCAAGCCAGUGGCUUUCAAUAUAACCCUAUAAGGACCACUUUUGGGGCCACGUCUGGCUGCCCAUCCCUCACUCCAGGAUCCUGCAGUCUCGGCACUCUUAGGGACCACCAGAGCAGUCCAUACGCAGCAGUUCCCUACAAACUCUUCACCGAUCACGGCGGCUUGAACGAGAAAAGGAAACAGAGGCGGAUCAGGACCACGUUCACGAGCGCGCAGCUCAAGGAGCUGGAGCGGGUGUUCGCGGAGACGCACUACCCCGACAUCUACACCCGCGAGGAGCUGGCCCUCAAGAUCGACCUCACCGAGGCCAGAGUGCAGGUCUGGUUCCAGAACCGCCGCGCCAAGUUCCGCAAGCAGGAGCGGGCGGCGGCGGCGGCGGCGGCCGCGGCCAAGAGCGGCUCGGCGGGCAAGAAGAGCGACUCGUCCCGGGACGACGAGAGCAAGGAGGCCAAGAGCACCGACCCCGACAGCACGGGCGGGCCCGGCCCCAACCCCAACCCGGCGCCCAGCUGCGGCGGCGGCGGCCCCAGCCCCGCGGGCGGGCAGGGCGCGGCGGGCCCCGGCGGGCCCGGGGGGGAGCCGGGCAAGGCGGCGGCGCCGGGCGGCCUGGCGGCGGCGGGCCCCGGCCAGGGCUGGGCCCCCGGGCCCGGGCCCAUCAGCUCCAUCCCGGAUUCCCUCGGCGGCCCGUUCGCCAGCGUGCUGUCCUCGCUGCAGAGACCCGGCGGCACCAAAGGCAGCCUCGUCAAGAGCGGCAUGUUCUGAGCCGCGCCCCGCUGCUCCCUCGGCGGCCGGGCGGAGAGCCGGGCCCCGGCCCCGGACUCGGGCUCGCCCGGCCACGGGGCAGCGCCCCCAGCGGAGCCGCCUGCCGCGCGCGCCCCGCACGGACUGAGCCGCGGCGCCCCGGCCACAGACUUCCCCGGGCCGCCGCGCCAGGGCCAGGGCCAGGGCCAGGGCCAGACUCGAGCUGCCACGUGGGCUCUUUGGGGUUUUUCAGACGCCUUUUCGCGACCCGGACUCUCCACACAAGUGUUUCUUCCCGGGGUGUCGGUGACUGCCCCGCGCGCUCCCUCCUCCCGCCGCCCUUUGUUCCCGCGCGGCGCCCGGCUCGGGCCGCACGUGUGACUGCUGAGCACCGGGGUUCAGGCACCUCCCUUAGGGUUUUUACGUUUCCUUUUCCAAGGCACAAACCUCUAGCUAUUAGUUGAAUGUCGCCAGCUCUGCUUUACCUUUUUUCUGUGUCUUUCUACCAGCUGUGUUCUGUGACUCAAUUGUAUAGUGUUCCUAUCAGUACAGACUUGUCUCCUCUAGUUGACCCUAUGAAAUAAUGUUUUCCCUCCUCGUAGUCUCUAUGGCGUGUCUUUAUGGAGAAAUAAGGUUCUCACGGGUUCAGUUCCUUUGCGUUUAGAGAGGCCAGGCUCAGACAAUAGUAUAUAUUUUUGUUAUCAGUUGCAUGUCGUCUCCUUUUCUUUCUCCCUUUUUCAUUUUCUCCUUUUUCUUUCCUUCUUCCCUUCCUGUUGGAAUAUGUUUGUGAGCAUAAUCGUCAUACAUUACGUUCAGGGUUUUCAAAUUUAUUUAUAUGUGGUUAAAAUGAAUGCUUCUAUUUAAAAGGGGAAAUAUUUCUACAUGUGCAUAUAGUUUUCCAAGAGUGUACCAUUAAUUGAUUGUUGAUAAUAAAAACAAAAAGCAAAUACA